ACUGGGAACGGGUUGCCCGGGAAACGGCCGCAUGGCAACAGGAUCAGAGCCUGGGGGUUGUCUGCUUCUAGGUCUGCUCCCAUUUUACAUCGCAUUUCCUCACUAGAUGGUGUGCAAGCCACUGGAGAGUAGGCUCCACUUCCCCGCACAGUAGUGGGCUCUACAUCUAGCAAAACACAAACCUGGGAAACUACACGGCGGAGCGGUUCAGUACGGGCUCCGAGGAGGAAAAGUGUGGAAAUAAAGCCUCGCUCGCGACUAGCUUUUCUCUUUUUUUUGUCCCCCCCCUCCCCUUAAGCUAACCCUCGGCUCUUUUUUUUUUUUUUAGCAAGAAGAAGAAGAAGAAGACUUAGGAGAAGCGACAACAAAACCCCAGCUGUGAUGGACAUCAUGAUCGCGGUGCAGGAUGCUUGUGUGUCUGGUCAGUGGCUUACUGCGAUUAUUCUCAGCCUGUGCUGCUUUCUGCCGUCCUGUUUGCCCGCUGGACAAACUGUGGACUAUUCCUCGGUGGAAAGUGUGGUCAGCAGACAAGGCGACACGGCUCUACUGAGGUGCUAUCUAUUGGAUGGGAUCUCUAAAGGAGCCUGGCUGAACCGCUCAAGCAUCAUAUUUGCAGGGAAUGACAAGUGGUCUGUGGACCCGCGCGUGUCCAUCGUGUCCAGUGUUGGAGACAAACACGAGUACAGCCUCCAGAUACAGAGGGUGGAUGUAACCGAUGACGGCCAGUACACAUGUUCCAUUCAGAGUGAGCGCAACCCUCGGCCAAAGCUCCUCAACCUCAUUGUCAAAGUUCCUCCCAAGAUAUAUGACAUUUCUUCUGACAUCAAUGUAAAUGAGGGCAGCAACGUGUCACUCAUCUGUACAGCCAGUGGGAAACCUGAGCCAGCCAUUUCCUGGAGACACAUAACCCCAUUAGCCAGGAAGUAUGACAGCGGUGAAUAUCUUAACAUCACUGGUAUCACCAGGGACCAGGCUGGAGACUACGAAUGCAGCGCUAUAAAUGACAUCGCCUCUCCUGACACCAAAACAGUAAAAGUCACAGUCAACUUUGCACCAUCUAUCCAUGAGAUGAAAAGCCAUGGGGUUGGUCUGGGCCGCACAGCUCUGCUAAGAUGUGAGGCAGCUGCUGUGCCUUCUCCGACUUUUGAGUGGUACAAGGGGGAGAAACGGAUUAUCAAGGGUCAGGGCAUCGACAUCAAGAGCCUCAGCUCAAGAUCAGUCCUCACAGUGAACAACAUGACAGAGGAUCGUUACGGGAACUACACAUGUGUCGCCUCCAACAAGCUAGGGACAGCCAACGCCAGUGUGCCUCUCAUCCCGCCCAACACUGCACCCUAUGGGAGCACAGGGAGCGCCCCCGUCCCGCUGGCCUGCCAGUACCUGGUCCUGGCGCUCUCCUCCUUCAUCAGCGUGUACUAACAGUAGACAUCCCGGACACAAUGACUGUCAAGAGCAUUUAUGAAUCCUUUUUUGACAUUGCUGAUGGCUGGAGUCCAAUCUGGUACAGUUUGUUGAAAAGCCGUGAUGGGGAAAAAUGAUCAGCAUUACUUUGUGUGGGGAUUUGUUUUUGUUCUUUUUUUUGUUUGUUUUUUUGCGUUUUGGUGAAAUUUCUGUUAUGUAAAUACUAUGAUGUUUUUUUUAUG
Sphaeramia orbicularis (orbiculate cardinalfish) is the source of this 1643-nucleotide messenger RNA. RefSeq names its product neuronal growth regulator 1 (gene negr1). The coding region runs from base 382 to 1419 and encodes 345 amino acids. The transcript has 7 exons. The record is from RefSeq and is a predicted model, not a curated record. NCBI's taxonomy places the organism in Eukaryota, Metazoa, Chordata, Actinopteri, Kurtiformes, Apogonidae.